AUGAGGUUAAAUUGGAAAAAAGGACACAAAAUUGGGUUAAGCGCCAAUCUCUUUGCUUUUGCUUCUCUACUUCAUCUGGAUUCUGGGAUCUUAAAAUCGAUCAUCAAUCAAUCACUCUAUAACAAUAUUUCUCUCAGCCCAAUUGAUUUGAGCAACAUCAAAUGCAAUUUUCAAGGUUAAAAAUGGGGUCUUGGCUCCACAACAAGAUCGUUGAACCCCUUCUCCAAAUUUUACGCAGAGGUGCGGAGCCUAAACAAUUGGCAUUUUCAUCAGCUCUUGGCUUUACUUUGGGUGUAUUCCCAAUAUGUGGGGUUACUGUUUUUCUAUGUGGACUCGCUAUUCCUUUGUUGGGAUCGCGGUGCCAUCCUCCAACUGUGUUGCUAACUAAUUUUGUGGCUACGCCCAUUGAGUUGAGUUUGGUGGUUCCCUUCCUACGUCUUGGUGAAGCUAUAUGUGGUGGUCCUCAAUUUCCAUUAACUUCUGAUGCGUUGAAGAAAGUCUUGACUGGCAAAGCUUCAGUUGAAGUCCUUCUAAGUAUUGUUCAUGCGUUGGUGGGAUGGUUGUUUGCUGCACCAUUCAUCUUGGCUUUGCUUUAUGUUCUACUUUUGCCAUGCUUCAAGAUUCUUGUACAGAAAUUCAGCUCUGCCCCAACAAGCCCAAAGAAGCCAAAAGGCCAUGAAGAACUUCGGCUCAAGGUGAGGGCUGCCUGAAUCCCGACCUACGCGAUUGUGUGUAGAAUACAUGUAAAUUCUGUUGGAUGCUAGAAAAUUAGUUUUCUCGAGGCCAUAUUUGUUUAGACUACAUUCUCAUUGGCUUCUUAAGUUAAAAUUGAUCAGGAAAUGUUCGAAAGAUCUGAUCUUUGUUCAGUAAUUGUUUGUACAUGUUAAUUUCGAUUGCGAACAGAACAAUGAUUUCAGGGGAUAUGAUUAUGUUGUUUAAUAUACCAUUCUGUCACGGGGCGCCUUUUUAUACCCCAA
Amaranthus tricolor (Joseph's coat) is the source of this 977-nucleotide messenger RNA. RefSeq lists its product as uncharacterized. The transcript is spliced from 5 exons. Gene Ontology annotation, cellular component: intracellular membrane-bounded organelle. Bases 162 to 710 code for a protein of 182 amino acids. The record is from RefSeq and is a predicted model, not a curated record. Lineage: Eukaryota; Viridiplantae; Streptophyta; Magnoliopsida; Caryophyllales; Amaranthaceae.